This is a messenger RNA of Lachancea sp. 'fantastica', 297 nucleotides long. The record is from the annotation of a GenBank genome assembly. Lineage: Eukaryota; Fungi; Ascomycota; Saccharomycetes; Saccharomycetales; Saccharomycetaceae.
AUGUCGCAUCCCACCAUACAGAGCACGUCACAUUCUAUUUUUGACAACCUGAUAUCGUCAAUGAUCCAGGAUAUUGUAGCAAGAACCACAACGCAAGCACACGCCUUAAGAUUUAGAUAUGGAAUUGAUCCGAAACCCUACCAUUACGACAAGUCAGGUAAUCUUGAUAUUCACGGCAUGCCUAAGCAGCUGGACAGUUCCAUUUAUUUCCAUUGUGAUAAUUGCAAUAGAGAGGUCUCAGCAAACCGGUUCGCAGCACACGUUGAACGGUGCUUGACGCGUGGGAGGAGAACCUGA